Messenger RNA from Habropoda laboriosa, 2033 nucleotides. RefSeq names its product sodium channel protein Nach-like. Gene Ontology annotation, biological process: sodium ion transmembrane transport. Lineage: Eukaryota; Metazoa; Arthropoda; Insecta; Hymenoptera; Apidae. The record is from RefSeq and is a predicted model, not a curated record. The transcript is spliced from 9 exons. Gene Ontology annotation, molecular function: ligand-gated sodium channel activity. Bases 399 to 2033 code for a protein of 544 amino acids. Gene Ontology annotation, cellular component: membrane.
UAUUGUAAACGACGUAUCGUAUAUAUGUGUACGAUGCGUAUCGGAUCGGAAUUAAAUCGUGAAUUUUUUAAAUUUCAAACUGAUCGACCGUGGCAGUAACGAGAAUUAUUGUCCUGGCUGUGUGAACCUUGUAUUCGGUAGCAAAAGCCGACGUUUCAGUAUGUGAUUAACUGCGAUAGAAUCGCUCCACGUGCACGCCACUCGUGUUUCAUUAAUUUUUCAACAAGUUCAUGUAUAAUUUGUGCGAAAAAGCGACACGCUACGCUGCUGAACUUCGAUAAAACGCGGCAUUCUACGUAGAACUAAAUCAGUAUCCCAUCGCGAGCUUCACGAAAGCUAGAAAGUAUUGCAAUCAAAUCGGGGAGACUUUUUAAUUGUAAAAAAAUUACCGGUGAAUCAUGUCUGAAGCGUUUCAAAGAAGAAAUCAGAAGUUCUCGAGGCAAGCAGCAGGUAGAAUUAACGUGAGAUCGAUUGUAAACCUUCCAAGGAAAGAGAACAAUUUCCCUGAGAAAAGUAAGAAAAAUCCGACUCCGGGAGACGUUUUGAACGAUUAUCUGGAGAGCACUUCGGUGCACGGUUUGCAGUAUUUCGGUAAAAUAGGCAUUAAAGUCGGAGUUCCUGGGAAGAUCCUCUGGACCUGCACCAUACUGACCUGUUUCGUUUGUUUGAGCUUAAUGGUGGUACAAUUUCUCCAGCGUUACAAUCAGAAUCCAACUAAUACUUAUAUAAAAACGUUCGAAGCUCCUAUUUAUCAGGCGCCGUUUCCUGCAGUCACGGUUUGUCCAAUUUCGCCGAUUUCUUUGAAAACGAGCCUCGCCAUUUUGGAGAACUGUUUCGUGCCUGAGAACGUGAGCAGAGAGGUUCUGUUACAUUUGUUACAAUAUGGCCACCAUAUGACUCAUCCUUAUUCGGUAAAGAGCUUUGAACACUUCGACGUAUUGAAAGAGUUCUUGAACGUGAACAAAUGGACGGUGCCUGAUUUUCUCAAGAUUUUAACACCCUGUGCGAAUAUGUUUGAGUCCUGCUGGUGGAGUGCUGAACGUAUAGAUUGCAAUAAAUACAUGGAGGCAACACAUAGCGCUUACGGGAUGUGCUGCUCCUUUAAUUAUCGCCUCGCCGAGUACAUAGGAGCGGAGAAAGGACAGCAAAAAUUGAAGCUCCUGAGCUCCCCCGAUUUCGGUCGAUGGAGUGGUUUGAAACUGGUGAUCGAUAAGGAAAUGUUUGCUGUCGAGGAUAACACAGAAGACUUUAUGAAAAUCACUUAUACCAACGGCAUAAUGAUACUUACACAUCACAGUAUGGAUUAUCCAGGACUCAACUCUAAUGCGUACAUUUUGCGAGCGAAUACUGAAUUGGAGAUCCCCAUAAAACCGGUGAGCAUUGUGAAACCAAAAGGUUUUCACCAUCGCAACAGAGAGAACCAAUUAGUGCCCCUUUGUUUCACGGACAAGGAGAACCCCUUGGAAUACUUUCCCGCCUAUCGAAACUCGAACUGUUACGUUAACUGUCGAAUCAAGCUCAUGAUCCAGAUCUGCGGAUGCGUACCGUUCAUCUUCGACCACAUAGCUGAAGCCUUCGACAUCCCACACUGCGAGCUAGAUGGCCUGCAGUGUAUUCGAAAGAACCUGAUCUACAUAGGCGUCGCGAAGGACAUUCAAAAUAAGAAUUUCCAUUGCGCCUGCGGUGUCCCUUGCGAAGACGUGGAGUACAACGGGUUGCCUAACUCGAUACCCCUGAUGAAAGCUAACUUCUCUAGAUCAAGGACAGAAGGAACGGCCACCGUCAGAGUCUACAUGUACUCUCAAUUCUACCAAAUACUGGAAACACUCCCAGCGGCUGACAAAACUUACCUCUUGGCGUCAAUCGGCGGAAUAUUCAGCCUGUUCCUCGGAUGCAGCUUCCUCAGCCUCAUAGAAAUCGUUUACUUCGCCUAUCUAUUCUGUCGUUCUCUUUGCUCGCGCUGCAAAACGGAACCUCAAACUAAGCAAAUACCCCACGAAAAUCCCCCGAACAGACGUCGUUACGUCUAUUAA